Molecule: messenger RNA, 3852 nt
Organism: Hymenoscyphus albidus
Lineage: Eukaryota; Fungi; Ascomycota; Leotiomycetes; Helotiales; Helotiaceae
Source: the annotation of a GenBank genome assembly
AUGCGCGCAUGGGAGGAUUUGUUCAUGGCUCGUAGGACAUGGGCUCUAGAUGUGGUGAAGGCUUGUACAGAUAUGUCCAACGAGGCCCAAAAGAGAUACGACGAGCUCCAUGUCAUUGCUCGUAGUAUCGAUACUGUGAUCAUUAGUUAUCGAAAACAUGUCAAGACUUUGGAUAAACAGAAUAAUGAGUUUCAGACUGGUACCAAAGAACUGGAAGAUCAACGAGCGCUGGCGACAACAAACUGGCCAACCAUUUUAGCCUCACUACCUGCCACGAGUGCUUUGCUCAGAUUCAUCACUGGCGACGAGUCCCGAAGGAUCCCAAUAAAUCCUACCCUUGCAGAUAUACUUGAGGCGGAAGAUUGUAGAAAGGCCUUGGAAAUCUCUCAGGCCACAAUCAAAUCCUUGAACCAGAAUGGUCCCAUAGUCGGAAGAAAAGUGGACGUGGUCAUGGCAAAAAUGGAUGCCCUGCAAGACAAAAUAGUAAAUGAGCUUGCCAGGAAGGUACCUGGACACGCAUCUGAUCCCGCCCAGUUGAUUGAAGACAUCGAAGCACUUGCCAGAAAGGUCAAUAAUGAUUACGAGAGUGUUCUGACCUUCCCAAAGAACUCCAAGGGUGUAUCACAAGCUUCCAGAUCAGCACUUCUUCAUACCAAAAAUUAUCUUCCAAAUCUGGCAAAAAGAGCUUUGGAAAUGGAUGAAAUUCUACGAUCCGUAACCGAAGCGCGCAACGCCAUGGCGGAAAGCUCUCUCGGUAUCAUGCACGAUCUUUAUUCAAUAACUGUGCUGAUAACCGAGGCGAAUUCUCUAUUUGAAAAAAUGGACCCUAAUGACAAUGCAAGACACGCAAUCGAUAUGUUGAAUUAUAUAAACAUCCUCCCUACAACCACUGCCUCUUUGAUGGCCGAAGCAGUUCGACGGAGAGAAUGGAACGAAAAGGUCAAGUCAGACUCCUCCACGUUGGCCGUUGAAAUGUCGACGUUCCAGGAGGAGGAGGCCAAGCGACGACGAAAAUGGCAAAAGAAUAAUGGAAGCCGACUUUGGGGUGACAGAUCCGAACAUGGUGUGGCGAGCUUGGAGGUCAAUCUUCGAGGCGAGGAAGAAGAAUGGCCAGAAGUGACCCGUCCAGAUUUGGAGGAGUUUCUCGAAAAUUUGAAAGCUCACAACUCAGAGUCUCAGGAUGUUGCGAACGUUAUUAAAAUCAUAAAGGAUCUUAAUAGCCCCACAAAACAACAAAGCAAGCGUGCCAAAGCUUUCAAGGCUGGCAGCAUGCACGAAGCUGCCCUGGGUAGAAGUACACUUCUUGUACGGGGUGAUGAUGACUUGAUCCGUGUUCUGCAGGAAGAGAAACAAAAGGUCGAGUCACAGUUGAAAACCUCUCAAAGUCGAGUGCGGAGAUUGGAAGACGUGCUUCAUCGACAGACUCAAAUGAGCCGGGCUCCUACUUCCAACGCCUUUCAUAUUUCAGGUAUUCCAAGCCCCGAUACACACGUGACGGCAAAUCCUCUCGCCUCCCCCCAUCUAAUUGAUGAUAUUUCUCGAAGAUCUUCUGUAUUGUCACGCCGGUACUCAUCUCACCAGAAUCCCGACGAAAAGGCGAUGCAACAGAAGUUGCUAUCUGCAGAGGCAGAAGUUAUUGCCGAGCGUGAAAAAGUGGCUGGGUUAGAACGGGAAAUCUCUGCCCGCAAAACAAGCGCCGAAAACUUGAAAUCUCGAAUGGAUGAAGUCAACAUAACUAAGAACGACUUAUUCCAGAAUUUUGAGGCUCAACAGCGGGAAUUCAUCGUCGAGCGCAAAUCACUUGAGGAAGAUAUCAAGAAAUACAAGGCAACAAUUGAGGAACUCGAAAAUGAGAUUGAGCAUUUUAUGGGAUCCCGCGAGCACGAAAAAGCAAGUGUUGACGAACAGGUCCGAAUGCUGCAGGAUGAGCUGGAGAAAACUCGUCAAAGCCAUAUUGCCGAGAGUCAGAAGGCACAAGGUCAGGUUGAUUAUCUCCGUAACGAUGCAAAAUUACAACGCGAAACCAAUGAGACGUUGGAAAGACAGUUGCAACGAGCCAGAGCAGAUAAUCGGGAGCUCUUGUCCCGUGUCGAGCAUGCUGAAUCAAUAGUGGGCGAACAAUUUAGAGUCCUACAGGAUAUUCAUUUGCAACUAUCCCCUCGCUCCAAGAAGAUACCUGAUGAUCUCCCGGCUCUUGCAGAGGUACUGGUCGGCCUGUCUGGAGAUCUUGUGGCCGAGUUGAAGUCUGUGAAGAGUGAUGCAACCAUUGCUAGAUCUGAUCGAGAUACAGCUCAAAGUACCAUACUGGCACUCAAGUCAGAAGUGGACGAGACCAGAACCAAACUGCAAAAGGAGCAGACCGAGAGUGCACGCCUCAACGAAGCGCUGGCUUCUGGGAAUGCCAAAUUCGUGGCUUUAGAAGCAGAGUUGGCAAAUGAACGAGGUCAACUAAGUACUUUGAGAACCAAAAUCGCUGAUGGAGAAACCGGAUCCGAAAGCCUCCGAAAUCGUUUGGAAGAAGAGGAGCGGAAGGUUACAACCAUGUCGGAAGAUUUAGCUACUCGACAGUCUCGUAUCGGAAGUCUCGAAGAGGAAUUAAGAGAUUCGAAGGAGAAGUAUGAGUUUGCACAAAGCAAACACGAGAAGCUUGCCUCUCGAUUUGAGGCUCGGACUUCUAGAGCCAAAGAUCUCACGCAACGUGUGUACAUGCAAAACGAUCGCCUAUGCAGACUCCUUGAGCGCCUCAGUUACUCGGUUACCAGAGAUGGUGGCUCAAUGACUAUUCAACGCAUUCCCAAACCCGAAAGAUCCAAUGCAAAUGAUUCAUCAGAUCCUGGGUCAUCACUGAGAAAAAGUGUAUCUGGGGCCAUCACAAGAAAAUCCAUGGUUGAUAGUGGUGAUCUCGAUUUACUCUAUUGGAUGAACAACGACGAUUCAGAGGUAGAAUCUGAAAAGUACGGAGCUUAUCUCAACGCCAUCGGUUCCUUUGACGUCGAAGCAUUUUGUGACGUUCUCACGAAGAGAAUCAAGGAUAUUGAAUACACAGCCAAGAAAUACUCCAGAGAUGCGAGAAGCUACAGAGACAAGUCCCAUGCGGCGCAGAGCGAAGCACACGAGAAGAUUGCCUUCAAGCACUUCAAGGAAGGAGAUCUUGCUCUUUUCCUACCCACGCGGAACCAGGCCACUCGGCCAUGGGCGGCUUUCAAUGUGGGAGCACCUCAUUACUUUCUUCGUGAGCAAGAUUCGCACAAGUUACGGGCUCGGGAUUGGUUACUGGCUCGGAUCCACAAGAUUGAGGAGCGCGUAGUAGACCUUUCCAAAUCAAUGACGGCCUCACACAAUGCGGCAGAUGGUAAAUCCAUAGGUGGCGACUCUUUCGAGGAUGACAAUCCUUUUGAGCUCUCAGAUGGACUUCGCUGGUAUCUGAUUGACGCCGCCGAAGAAAAACCAGGUGCACCAUCGACCCCGGGACUUGGCAAAAGUACCGUAGCCAGUGCCCACAUCGACGCAACUGGACAAAUUCGAAAGUCCAAGAAAUCCUCUACUGCAGGCGUCGAAGGAAUUAACAAGACCCUCAGUAGAAGUCUUGAUAGUCGGCGGAGCAGUGUGAACUCAAAGAAAGCCAUCCCCAUCGCGAGUACACUCAUCAAGACAGGCUCUACGGCAACUGAUACGGCGUCCUUAAAGGCUGCCUCUACCACGAGCAUCCAACCACCCGGGGAGACGACUGAUGCACAGAUCAUUAGGCCGAGUAGUAAACAUGGUCCUGCGAACGGCGGUGAGACGGCAGCGGGGAAUCAUUCAGAGGUGCGGAAUAAACUCAUUGAUGAUCUUAUGAGUGGUUACUCGUAG